Molecule: messenger RNA, 1221 nt
Organism: Apis mellifera (honey bee)
Lineage: Eukaryota; Metazoa; Arthropoda; Insecta; Hymenoptera; Apidae
Gene: jhamt
Product: juvenile hormone acid O-methyltransferase
Molecular function (GO): S-adenosylmethionine-dependent methyltransferase activity
Source: RefSeq, marked provisional
AGCAGUAGAGGAGUCGAUAGUGCAUCGAGUCGAUUCACAUUUUGACUCGUGCGCUGGAAAAAAAAAUUAUAUUUUUCUCUCUCUAUAACACAUUUCAAAAUUCGCCUCCUCGAAUUUAGAAUCUCGAUUUCGCAAACAUUACAGAUAUUAUUCCUGAUCGUUCGUAAAUUAAAAAAAAAGAUUAUUCGAUAAUCGUCGUUUAGAAAUUUGGAAUAUAUUUCAUAAUCGUUAAGAGUCUGACAAAAUUUAUAUCUGCAGCGAAAUUAAAAAUAUACAGUUUCAAGAUGUUCUUGGUCGAGGAAUACGUGAAAGCCAGCACGAUACAAUACCGUGACGCAGCCGACAUUAUCGGGGAAUUCGCAGAAGAGAUGUCCGAGAUGAAAGGGAAGUGUUUGGACAUAGGUUGCGGACCUGGAAUAGUUACCAAAGAACUGAUCUUACCAAACUUGUCACCAGAAGCUAAACUAGUCGGGAUGGAUAUAUCGAGACCGAUGAUCGAAUAUGCGAAAAAUAUGUAUCACGACGAGGAACGCUUAUCGUUCCAGCUGCUGGACAUCGAGACCAUGGAUUUGCCCAAAGACACAUUCGACCAAUUUAACAACGUAUUGUCCUUUUAUUGCCUUCACUGGUGCCAAAACUUCCGGAAAGCAUUCGACAAUAUUUACAAAUUGUUGCGGCCAGGAGGAAAAGGAUUGUUUAUGUUGCUUUCGUGGAACGACGGUUUCGACGUCUACAAAAAAUUGUACGCGAAUCCUCGAUAUAGGCCAUAUAUGCAGGAGCCAGAACGUUUCAUACCUAUUUUCCACGAAUGUAAAGAUCGCCGGGUAAAUCUGAGAAAAAUACUGGAAACCACAGGUUUCGAGAUUCUGCAUUGCAGCGAAAGAGAGAAGAGCUACAUUUACAAGAAUUCUGAGAUCAUGAAAAAGCAUAUAAUGGCUAUUAAUCCCUUCAUAUCACGGAUCCCUAAUUCCCUUAAAAAGGAGUUUGAGGACGAAAUAACGCGGGAAAUAGUGAACAUGAAAAUUCAACUUUUGAACAAGGACGAGAACGGUGAACAAGAAUACAAUAUAUUGGAUAGAUAUCAGAUUUUUGUAACGUAUAUAAGAAAGCCUGUAUGUUGAAAAAUUUGUUUAACAACAAAUGUUUCAUUCGUCGUAAAAAUGGAAUGGAAUAGAUAUAUUUACCAUGUUGGUUGUCAUCAAUAAAACAUGUAAAACGUGC